Penicillium diatomitis is the source of this 1590-nucleotide messenger RNA. Its product is annotated as arylsulfotransferase family protein. The transcript has a single exon. Bases 1 to 1590 code for a protein of 529 amino acids. NCBI's taxonomy places the organism in Eukaryota, Fungi, Ascomycota, Eurotiomycetes, Eurotiales, Aspergillaceae. The record is from RefSeq and is a predicted model, not a curated record.
AUGAUGUUUCACUUCUAUCACCUCCCCCUCGCCAUCUUAUUCUGGUCGUCAACAGUGCUAAGUGAUGCCCCAUGGAUAAACGACUUUGAAGCCUACAAUGUUGAAAGGAAAUGGGGUAACACUCCGUCGCAAGCCUACAAAUCGUCACCGGUAACUUCGCCAUUAUGGCAAGUCAGCACGUUCGAGAAAGAACUCAUCGAUGUGAAUACCCCGUAUAUUUUCUUAACCACCCAAAAUCAAACGGGAUUUUUCUCGACUCUGAUUUUCAGGUCUGAUGAUCUGAGUUUGGUGUAUGCAAAUUCUUCUCGGAUUACCACUGCCAAUUUCCGUGUACAGAAGUACAUGGGAUCAUCCUAUCUCACCCACUGGACGGGCAAUUUCACCGGCGGGCAUGGAAAUGGUCACGUUUACUUCCUCGACAAUCACUAUCGUUUGAAUCGGAGAGUCAGCACCUUUGGGAUCUCCUCGCAGGCCGACAUGCACGAGUCCCAAAUGACUGAUGAUGGGACAUUACUAGUGUCUACAUAUAUCGAUAAACCUUUCGAUCUACGCCCAGUCGGCGGACCAGCGAACGGAACUCUCGCAGACAGCUGUUUCCAGGAAAUUGAUCUAGUCACCGGAGAGUCUCUGUUCCAGUGGUGUGCCUCCGAUCAUUUCAAGCCUCAGGACUCAUACGCCAAAUACCAGAAGAACACAUAUGGUGGUGCAGCUGGCGGUGGCGGACAGGGUCUCAGUGUAGGCUGGGAUUUCUUCCACCUCAACAGCAUUCAGAAGUAUAAUGGCAACUACCUUGUCAAUGGACGCCUUCUUAAACUAGUGACCUACAUCAGUGGGGCCACUGGUAAUCCUAUUUGGAAACUCGGGGGUAAAUUGAACGAGUUCAAAGACCUAUCAGAUGGGCAGGCGACAAAUUUCGGCUUCGAGCAUCAUGUUCGAUUUCGGUCGGCAGAUCACUCUCAACUUACGCUUUUCGACAACCACGAGCUGGAGUUGAACUUCAACUGCACGACCAACUGUUCACGCGGCCUUCAUCUCUCACUCGACUUUGAGAAGAAGACCGCACGGCUGGUGGAAAGUCUCCUCCACCCGGAUCAUUUGACUACUGCUGCCAUGGGAAGCGUGUCCAUCCUUGCAAACAAUAACACUCUUGUGGGCUGGGGUCUGAACGCUGGCCUCACAGAACAUUUGCCCGGUGGCAAGUGCGUUUUGAAUGCUCAAGUGGCUCCCUUCGCCCAAAAUAUUAUGAGCUAUCGAAUCUGGAAGGAUUCAUGGAUAGGCUUGCCCACUUGGUCUCCUACACUUACAUUCGAGAACGACACGUUUUAUGUCAGUUGGAAUGGUGCGACGGAGGUCGCGACCUGGAGAUUGGCGCAGGCUGAUAACUCUGCUAUGCUCAACUCUACCUCCAGACUUGUCCCACGUGCCGGUUUCGAGACAGCAAUGGGUGUCGAGAGAUCAGCCAUGUUGCCCAAAUAUGCUCAGGCAGAAGCUCUUGCAUCAGAUGGAACCGUCCAAGGCCGGUCAGCAGUGCUGGAGGUGGCCUCUGGGAGAAACAUCCUAGCUGGAAACGGCUACCAAAUUCAAGGAUGA